UGUCUUCCUUCAUCCACCAUGGCACCUAUCUCAGUAAACAUUAAACACGCAGGAAAAACGCAUGCUGUCCAACUGGACACGGAUCUUCCUCCAGCAGUGUUCAAAGAAGCUGUGUACAACGCUACCGGCGUACCAGUCGAUCGAAUGAAAGUCAUGGUCAAGGGUGGAAUAUUGAAGGAUGAUUCAAACUGGGCCAAAAUCACGCCAAAACCUGGCCAAACAUUAAUGGUUAUCGGAACGGCGGGAGAACUUCCAAAAGCACCAGAGAAACCGAUCGUGUUCUUAGAAGACAUGGCAGACGAAGAUCUCGCUGGUCUGGAACGACCUGUUGGACUACUCAACUUAGGGAACACUUGUUAUAUGAACUCUACUGUUCAAGCGCUCCGCGCCAUUCCAGAGCUUCAGGUCGCAUUAGGAGUACCUUCACCCAACGCUUCAUCUUCUUCGUCUUCUACGAAUCCAGAUCUUGGCGGCACCCUCCCAAGACCUCUUCGUGACCUUUACGCUAAUUUAUCCCGCACGUCAGACGCGGUAAACCCCGCGAGUUUUUUAAAUAUAUUGCGUCAAGUCAAUCCUCAAUUUGCCGAACGCGAUCGCAAUCGAAAGGGCUCAAUGGGCAUUGGAGGUGGAUAUGCUCAACAAGACGCGGAAGAAUGUUACUCCCAGGUCCUCAAUUCCGUCCGCGAUGUUGAGGUCCCCGACAUCCUUAUUCGCCCAGGUGCCGUUAACGGUGGUCAGCGGAAAAGGUUCGUUGAGCAGUAUAUGAUGGGCGAAAUGCGAAGGGAGUUAUCCUCUCCAGAAGCGCCAGACGAGCCACCGACCGUUAGCAAUGAAAAAAUUAUGAAGAUUGAAUGUAAUAUCAACUCUCAGACGAACUACAUGCACAGUGGAAUAAUGUCUGCCCUCACCUCCGUCAUCUCGAAAACAUCUCCGACCCUUGGUCGCGAAGCUCAAUACACCCAGAACUCGCGCAUCACGCGUCUCCCAAGCUAUCUUAAUGUCCAUAUGGUGCGGUUUGCCUGGAAGGCUGACGUGCAAAAAAAAGCCAAAAUCAUGCGUAAAGUGAAAUUCCCCACGACAUAUGAUGCGGUGGAACUUGCGAGUCCUGAACUAAAGGAAAAGCUUCUGCCUGCCUCCAGGCGACUACAAGAAAUCGAAAAAGAGAGAGCGGAGAGGAGGAAAGUGAGGAAGCGAACUAAAAUCGCUCUUGCUCCCAGCGGCCCGUCAACAGGCACGCAAAACUCCACCGCUGUUUCUGGUGAAGACAUUCCUAUGGCUGGCACUGAAUCUGCAACUCUGACGGGGGGUGCAUUAGAGGAUGAGGAAGUGUACAGAGCUCGCGAAAAGAAAGAAUUAGAAUCCCUCAUUCAUCCUGAUUUGAAAGCAGACGUGGGGUCGUCGACUACAGGGCUGUACGAGCUUGUUGCUAUAAUUACACACAAGGGUGCCGCCGCGGACUCAGGACAUUAUAUGGCUUUUGUGAAAAAAAGCGUCUUCCACGGGCCCCCUCCAACUUUGUAUACCGGUCCGGCUGCUGAUAAUGCAAACACAACUAAUCCAGAGAGUGCUCCGACAGGAACUGCAGAUCCAAACGCCAUGGACACUGACGAUACAUCUGCUGGCACAACAUCCGACAAGGGCAAGCAGCCAACUUCCGAUGCAUACGCCUACGAAGAUGACGAAGAUUGGUAUAAAUUCGAUGACGACAAAGUGUCGGUGUUUCCAAAGGAGAAGCUUAGUACGCUGGAUGGUGGUGGGGAAGAUUCAAGUGCGUAUGUGCUGUUGUACAGGAGUAAGGACUUGUAGAUGGAGAGAGAAUAUGCUGCAUAUGUUAUACACAUAGGGAAUAGCUUAUAUUACAGGGUGAUUGAACCAGUGGUCUGUAUAGAGAAU
Lentinula edodes (shiitake mushroom) is the source of this 1893-nucleotide messenger RNA. Its product is annotated as cysteine proteinase. The transcript is spliced from 11 exons. The record is from RefSeq and is a predicted model, not a curated record. Gene Ontology annotation, molecular function: cysteine-type deubiquitinase activity; protein binding; proteasome binding. Gene Ontology annotation, biological process: proteasome-mediated ubiquitin-dependent protein catabolic process; regulation of proteasomal protein catabolic process; protein deubiquitination. NCBI's taxonomy places the organism in Eukaryota, Fungi, Basidiomycota, Agaricomycetes, Agaricales, Omphalotaceae. The coding region runs from base 19 to 1806 and encodes 595 amino acids.